Messenger RNA from Mesitornis unicolor (brown roatelo), 1074 nucleotides. RefSeq names its product homeodomain interacting protein kinase 4 (gene HIPK4). Gene Ontology annotation, biological process: peptidyl-serine phosphorylation; peptidyl-threonine phosphorylation. Gene Ontology annotation, molecular function: protein tyrosine kinase activity; ATP binding; protein serine/threonine kinase activity. Gene Ontology annotation, cellular component: cytoplasm; nucleus. The transcript has a single exon. The record is from RefSeq and is a predicted model, not a curated record. NCBI's taxonomy places the organism in Eukaryota, Metazoa, Chordata, Aves, Mesitornithiformes, Mesitornithidae. The annotation marks the transcript as partial.
AUGGGGAUGCUGGUGGUGGGCGCCGAGCACUACGACAUGGUGGGCACGGUGGGGAAGGGGACAUUUGGGGAGGUAACACUGGGCUGGCGGAGGAGCACUGGGGAGACCGUGGCCAUCAAGAUCCUGAAGAACGAAGGGCACCACAGCCGGGUGGCACAGAACGAGCUGAGGCUGCUGCAGGCUUUGCGGCAGGUGGAUGUGGAGGAGUCGCACAUUGUCCGCUUCCUCGAGUCCUUCAGCGAUGGUGCCUGUACCCACCUGAUCUUCGAGAUGCUGGAGCAAAACCUCUUUGACUUCCAAAAGCACAACAACUUCUUGCCGCUGCCCGUCCGGCACAUCCGUGCCAUCGCGGCGCAACUGUUGGAGGUGCUGGCCAAGCUGAAGGAGCUCUCCAUCAUCCACGCUGACCUGAAGCCAGAGAACAUCAUGCUGGUGGACCACGCGCGCUGCCCUUUCCGCGUCAAGCUCAUCGACUUUGGCUCAGCCAGCAUCUUCAGCGAGGUCCGCCACGUCAAGGAGCCCUACAUCCAAUCCCGCUUCUACCGGGCGCCGGAGGUCUUGCUGGGGCUGCCGUUCUGCAAAAACGUGGACGUCUGGUCGCUGGGCUGCGUGGUGGCCGAGCUCCACUUGGGUUGGCCGCUCUAUCCCGGCAUCAACGAGUACGACCAGGUCCGCUACAUCUGCUCCACCUUGGGGCUACCACGGGGAGAGCUGCUCUGUGCCGCCCGCAAGACCUGGUCCUUCUUCCAACGGGUGCCGCAUCCCAGCGGUUCCUGGCAGCUCAAACCACCGGGUGAGGACACGGCGGAGCUGAUGGAGAGGAGGAAAUACAUCUUCUCCUCGCUGGAUCAGCUGGCAGCGGUAAACGUCCGCCUAGUGGCUUCUCCCGGCCAGGAGGCGCUGGCCGAGCGCUGCGACCUGCGCGGGAUGGUGGAGCUGGUGAAGAGGAUGUUCACCUGGGACUCGCAGGAGAGGAUCGUCCCCAGUGCCGCCCUCAAGCACCCCUUCAUCUCCAUGCAGCAGCUGGAAGCCAGCUUCAAGGCCACCCGGUACUACCAGCUCUGUCAGGAGGAC